Staurois parvus is the source of this 1310-nucleotide messenger RNA. Lineage: Eukaryota; Metazoa; Chordata; Amphibia; Anura; Ranidae. The record is from the annotation of a GenBank genome assembly.
UCAGGAUGAAGAGAGGAAGAAUGGCCAGUGAUACCAGCAUUGGUUUAUCAGUAGGAGAACUGGGAGAAUUGUCAAAGAGACCCAAAAAUUCAGGAGAUGAAACCACAGAGAUGUCAAAGUCACAUGACUGGGGAAAUCUGCUUCCAGAUAUAAUACUACAGAUUUUUCAGUAUUUACCACUUUUGGAUCGCGCACAUGCUUCACAAGUGUGCAGGAACUGGAAUUAUGUUUUUCACAUGCCUGAUUUGUGGCGUUGCUUUGAAUUUGAGCUUAAUCAACCAGCUACUUCUUACCUAAAGGCAACACAUCCCGAUCUGAUCAAACAGAUUAUAAAAAGACAUUCAAAUCACCUGCAGUAUGUCAGCUUUAAGGUGGAUAGCAGCAAGGAAUCUGCAGAAGCUGCAUGUGAUAUUCUUUCGCAACUAGUAAAUUGUUCCCUAAAAACUCUUGGACUUAUUUCAACUGCAAGACCAAGCUUUAUGGAUUUACCAAAGUCACACUUCAUAUCUGCACUUACGGUUGUGUUUGUCAAUUCAAAAUCACUCUCCUCACUUAAAAUCGAUGACACUCCAGUUGAUGAUCCAUCUCUGAAAGUGCUAGUGGCAAAUAACAGCGACACACUGAAGCUUCUGAAAAUGAGCAGUUGCCCUCAUGUCUCACCUGCAGGAAUCUUGUGCGUAGCUGACCAGUGUCAUGGAUUGCGAGAGUUGGCAUUGAACUAUUAUUUACUGAGUGACGAGCUCCUCCUGGCACUGUCUUCAGAAAAGCAUGUUCGUCUGGAGCACUUGCGUAUUGAUGUUGUCAGUGAAAACCCAGGACAAACACACUUUCAUACCAUUCAGAAAAGCAGCUGGGAUGCUUUAAUAAAGCACUCUCCUAAGGUGAACUUGGUCAUGUACUUUUUCCUUUAUGAAGAAGAGUUUGAUCCCUUUUUCCGUUACGAAACACCAGUUACACAUCUGUACUUUGGAAGAUCGGUAAGCAAGGAGGUGCUUGGCCGUGUUGGCAUGACAUGUCCUCGAUUGGUGGAGCUUGUCGUGUGCGCCAAUGGACUUCGUCCGCUCGAUGAAGAACUGAUCCGCAUUGCAGAGGGGUGCAAGAACCUGACAGCCAUUGGACUUGGAGAGUGUGAAGUUUCUUGCUCUGCUUUUGUAGAGUUUGUAAAGAUGUGUGGUGGGCGUUUGUCCCAACUUUCCAUAAUGGAGGAAGUAUUAAUCCCUGACCAGAAGUAUAAUCUGGAGCAAAUUCAUUGGGAAGUGUCCAAGCAUCUUGGCAGAGUCUGGUUUCCAGACAUGAUGCCUACUUGGUAG